AUGUACUUCUCUGCCAAUUCACUCAACCCCUCCGCCUGCUCCAGCAUGGAUAAUUCAGCCGGCGACACUGUCGUGUCGGCAUUUGACGCAGUCGUCCCACCUCCUCACCCUCCCGGCGAGCUAAUCCGUCAGGGCGCCGAGGCGCGCAUAUACUCAGCCCAACUCCUCACGACGAUGCCCAAACCAUGCAUUGUCAAGGAACGCUUUGUUAAGACCUACCGGCAUGAGGCCCUCGACGCCCUUCUCUCUCUCAAACGGAUGCGUGCAGAGGCCCGUCAAUUACUUAAGUGUCGCCAACUGGGCCUGCCCGUGCCGGCCAUUUACCACGUGGACAUGGCUCGACGACAGCUCUGGAUGGAGGAUGUGGGCCCAAAUGCGGUCCCCCUCGGUGCCUGGCUCUCCUGCCUCCUACAGGAUGAGGAUCUGGACCGGGAGCAGAAAACAGAGAAGCUCGGUACAAUGGCUCAUCGUCUGGGUGCCCUGCUGGCCAAGAUGCAUGCCAGUAAUGUGGUCCACGGAGACCUGACCACUGCAAACAUUCUCGUUCAGAUGGUGAGUUUGCUCAGAUUGUUGUUGCUUACAUUAUGCGGCUGUUUAUAUUUCCAGCCGAUCUUUCGUAGCGAUCAUAUGUGCCGAAAAGCUAGAUUUGGCCGUUCCGAUCAGCUAGAGGGGCGGUUUCGGGAAUAAUCAGACGGAUAGAUUUAAUUGAUCACACUGAGAUUCGGAAGUUGAUUUUACUUUUUAGACGAAGUCUCAGUAUUCGAAGAUAUUUCUGAAACUGAGUGACGUUUGCCGAGCGCCUUUUUCCACAAAAGUACAAUGUCAUGGUUGGGGGCUAAGGGCCAGAUGCAGUCCUAUAGCAUGAAUGCUCUAGGUGUAAAAUGCCAGAUCCAAUUUAGGAUAAGUACAAUUUUAAUGAAUGUCAUGCGACUCUUUGUGCCGCCCUUUUCGUUUAGAUCCACUUAACAUUUAAGAAACGAGUGACCUAAAUUGCUAUUUCUGCUCCGUUUACUUGUUAUCAAUCAGCCAUUUCUCAUCCGUAGACCAGGAACAUUAAUUUGAAUUUGUUACAUCUGUGAUCGUGCCGGUCUAGGUGACUUUGGUAGUAUAGCUGGCUGUACCUCCAGGCAUGACAAUUUGCGUCGGCGAAUCUAGUUGUCUCCACCCAUCCUCUUCUCCAGCGGACGAUGUAGAAUCUGCUCAAACGACCUCAGUCGUCUUUCAUGGAUAAUCUGGAAGGUCCUCGAAGUGUUGCCUGAGCGAAUACGGACUCUCACAUUUCAGACGAAGUUUAUUUACUUCACGCGAGGUAUGGUUCUCAGAUCAGGAACGCCUGAGACUAUGGUUAAUACACUUCCAUAAUCACAUUUGACAGCAUUAGUCUGUGGUUUACCUGGUAGAUCGUUACAACCAAAGGCCACUUGAGCCUAGACCCCUCCGACCUGCCGUUAGGAUUUGGCCAGCUGGCAAAGGAAGUCGGAAUCGGCUGUGUCUCUCUUCCUUGUCUUCGUCAGUAAUUCUUUUCAACUAUCGAGCGUUUGUCUUACGCGACUUGCUUUUUUGUCUGCCUCUUGGUAAGACAUUUUUGGAGUCCGAAUUCCUUUGGGAACCAUAGAAAGCAGUUUUUGAAGAAACAUCAAUGAGCACUUUCCUAUUUCUCGGUUGGUAGAUGACUUGAUUCGGUGAUACAAGUUUUGUAAAGCCCAUCGAACUCUUUUUCAAAAGGACUCGGAUCCUCGCCUUAUCUGCUUGAAAUUCCGGCUUAUAAAUCGAGUCUUCCUCAUGUAUGGUAUUUUCGACACAAAAAUAAGUCGGACUUAUGUGCGCGCGAAUUCAGUCGUAACCCAAUCGCAUUUAAAAAAGCCCUUAUUUUGACAUCUUCCUGUUACAUUUGUUCUAUGUUCUGCAACAAGGCGGGAUGCAAAUCUUUCUCGCCUGGAGGAGAUAGAAGAAAGUUAGUCCUUUUUGCACCUUCCAAAUGAUUUUGGAAAACCUGACUAGACCUCUAAAACGAAAAAGGUCUAACAGCUAUGAAAUGACUUCGGAGAUGUUUGGCUAUAUCCAUCUAAAUACCUCAUAAUGCGGAUUUAGAUAUAUUAAGACCAAGGACCAAAUAAUCAUCAAAAGCGGCCAACAUUUACGCUCAAUUGAGCAAGCCAGGUCGGCGCGCAAUACCGUUCCUCCGUCGCACAUCUUUUCACCCACUAUGAGUAAAAAUCAGUGAUCAUAAGUCACUAUUAAUUCGUUAUCAGUAGCUCUUUGUUUUUGUAUGUUUAAGUAACCACCCCUAUCGUCCCCACGGUAAGCCGUUACGUUAGGUUCCUUUCACACACAGAGCGGCGGCUGACUUGCUGACAAGGAGCAUAUAUUAUUUCCUCCUAAUUAUUUUCUUGCUCUCCUGAAGGAUAUCUCGGGCAAAAAAUACUCCGACUACCGCCUCUUCCUCAUCGACUUUGGCCUCUCUUCCAUCAAUCCCGUGACUUCGCGCUUUCGAGAAGAAGUUGCCGUGGACCUCUAUGUACUCGAACGCGCCUUGGUCAGUUCGUUGGCUUGUCGAGAGGAACACAAAGAAGACGGACUUUUCAGCCCACAAGCCUUCUUUGCAGCAUUUCUGGCCGCCUACUCGGAGGCUUAUGCGGCACAGGUAGUUGCUCGUGGUAACGACGGUGGUGCUGGCGCCGGUGGGAGGAAGCAGUCGAAGAGGAAUAGGCUGGAAGUCACCUCACCAGUCGCGGCACCCACUCUUGAAGAUGGCCGCCGGGAGUUGGAAUCCAUACUUUCUGCCCUAAAGGAGGUGCAGGCUCGUGGCAGGAAACGGCUUAUGAUUGGCUGA
This is a messenger RNA of Spirometra erinaceieuropaei, 2833 nucleotides long. The record is from the annotation of a GenBank genome assembly. NCBI's taxonomy places the organism in Eukaryota, Metazoa, Platyhelminthes, Cestoda, Diphyllobothriidea, Diphyllobothriidae.